Messenger RNA from Paraglomus occultum, 755 nucleotides. The record is from the annotation of a GenBank genome assembly. Lineage: Eukaryota; Fungi; Glomeromycota; Glomeromycetes; Paraglomerales; Paraglomeraceae.
CUUCGCGCGACAAUAUCAGACACGUUGUCAAUCACCAUAUUCUCCAUCAUCGUCUUGAGAUUCCUCAUCUGCACCAGCGACUGUCUAAACCAGCGUGGGAGAGGAUGAUGGGAAUUCUAACGCGGAUCGGUGAGAAAGUAAUGGAAAAGGUUAUCGGUAGUAGUAGCGAGGCGGCGAAUGGCAGACAACAGAGAGUGGAAGAAGAGGAAAAGGGUGUUGAAGUAUUUGGAAGUAAUGUUGUUGAAAAUGAAUAUAACGGAAUCUAUUUUGAAAGUAUUGCAAUCAAAGAUGAAGACCCGAAUAUUAAUGAUUUGGAUACCAUUAAUUCAAAGAGUAGUGUGAACGUCGAUUCAAAUGAUAAUGUCAACGCUAGCCCUGAUGUUCGUUCAACAAUCGAACCUACGCCCACUGACGUUGCUACAUCUUCCACGGCUUCUUCCUCGCCGACGUCUUCCUCCACACCGACGUCUUCGUCAUUUCUUUCCCUCUCUCAAUCUUCGUCCACCAGCCUUUCAACAUCGAUCCCUCUAAGUACAUUAUUUGCAUCCUUGUUCAUGGUAUAUUACGUAAUUCUCCGCAUUCGACUUUGGAAUGCAAGAAUGAAAACAAACGUGUAUGUUGGAGAUGGUGCGACAGAAAUGAUUAAAAUGGGUGCGAAAGACGAUCGAGGAGAUUAUCAAAGGCGAAAAAAAGAACAAGGAAGAAGAGGUAGGUACCGCGUGUGUGAAGAUAUUUGGGGGCACAGAUUGCUUUAA